AGUUAAAAAAAAAAAGGUCAAGAGUGGGGAGGAGUUACGUGGAGGAUUGUAUGGUACCCGCGGCGCUUGUUCUGGAAGGAUAGACUCUAGACCGCGUCCGCAGUACAUCGAGUUGUUGUCGCCACUCAAUCAGUGUCCGAAACUCGACCACUCGCAACCGUCAAAACUCGUCAGGCUCCUCUGUCAUUACUUGAAAUCUUCACUGCUGCAUAAGUGUAGUUUUCAUCUGGUGGAGAGCAAAAAGUAUUAAUCACGAGCAAAGGAAAUUACUGAGAUAUUAAAAUUACAAUAUGAGGGGAAUCAUUGCUGUUGGACUUAUCUGUUUCGGAUUUUGUUUGUGCUGUUUCGCUCAAACAAUUCCCCCGGAUGUUUUGAACAAGAUCAACACGAUUCCCGGAAUCGGGAGCCUCAAUCUCACGGCAGUGAAUCAGACGGAAAUUAUGGGAAAGAUAAAUGAAGUGAAGGAAUUAUUGAAAGAGAAAUGUGACAAGAAGGGUGGGCCAGGGACUUUUGAUAAAAUCUUUAAUGCCAAAGACGAGCUCUUCAGUUGUGUGAAGGGUCUCGUGAAUUUCACCACACUCAACAAGGAGAUAGAGGAUGCCAAGCCUACUGGAGAUCUUGAUAUUGUUUUUAAAAAGUACUGUGAUAAAAGAUCAAUUUUCGAACAGUGCAUUUCAAACUUCACUGAUGUCUUGGAUCCUUGUUUGGAGCCUCUGGAGAAGUAUAAUGAGGGCAUUGUGAAGGACGCUACGCACUCGGUAUUGAAUUUCGUCUGUCACAAAGAGGGAGAUCGAAUUGCUUUGUUUAUCGGCUCCGGUGGUAAAGAAUGUUUCCAGGAGAGAUACCUUGAGGUAGGAAAAUGCAUAAAUGCAACAUACAGUAAAUACAUCCGAAUUAACGAAAGUCAAUCUGGAAUGCCGACAAUUGAUAAAAUUCCAACACUUAAAUUUGAUGUCCAAACAUGCAGCGAUGCAAUGAGAACUCAAGCCUGUAUCGUCCAAGAAUUGGAAAAAUGCGAGGACCCAACGCCUGGAAACCUCAUGGAUGCUUUAAUGACAUUCGUGAGGCGUAAAACUCCCUGUGAAGGGCUCCUGAAGUCCAACGUUGAAAGAUCACUCCCCGACGAAGUGCAGAAUAAUGCAGUAUCCAUACCUCAUUUGAAUAUUCUAAUGCUCUUACCAAUUGUCUUUCGUUUUGUUUAAGAAAAUCUAGAAAAUUCAGAUGGAUAACUAUUUUUUAAAUUAACAUUGGACAGAUGUAAUUAUUACUAUUCAAAAAUGAAUAAUACAAAAAUGACAAA
Molecule: messenger RNA, 1300 nt
Organism: Diachasmimorpha longicaudata
Lineage: Eukaryota; Metazoa; Arthropoda; Insecta; Hymenoptera; Braconidae
Product: 27 kDa hemolymph protein-like
Exons: 5
Coding region: 291-1202 (303 amino acids)
Source: RefSeq, a predicted model, not a curated record